AUAACUUUUACAAAGGAAUCACACAUGUGCGGCAGUUUCCCAUUGUUUAUGUGUUAAAAUAUAAAUAAAAAAAACGAAAGAAUAGAAAAACUGUGUCAGAAAAUCACAACGUGCCGCGUGCAUAUUUUAUAUAAUAAUAAUAAAAGAAAAGAAAAAAAGAUCGAAAGACGAGACACGGGCAAAUUGAGUGCUCUAUUUGUGCAUUUUAAAUCACUUGAAACACUUUCGAGCGUUAUAUAAGCUGAAAAACAAUAAUAAAAGAUAAAUGAGACUGUUGUUGGAACAUUAUUAUUAGUUCGUAUAACCUUCGUGCAGAUAAAAAAGAGAUAACAACGAUACACGAAAUAAAAAGGAAGGCGCAAAAAAACGUUUUUUUGUUAAACUUUUUCUCCAACACGUGUUUUUUUGUGUUGCAUCAAUUCACUCAACUAGAAAGGCAUCAAAAAGCAAUCGAUAGAUAGAUAAAAUAAAAAUUACAAUAAUCAAGAAGAAUAAGAAGAAAAACAAAAAAAGAAGGCAAAAUGGUAUCGGAAAACGAACGCGUCGCAGGAAAUUGUGCAAUUUGUGAUAAAGAGACAAAAACAAGAUGUUCAGCGUGCCAAUCAGUGUUUUACUGCUGUGUUGAACAUCAAAAAAGUGAUUGGAGUCGACAUAAAAAUUCAUGUCAUCCAUUCAAGGUCGAAUCCAGUCCCGAAUUUGGCAGAUAUUUAGUUGCGAGCAAGGAUAUCAAAGCAGGCGAAAUUGUUCUAAAAGAAUCUCCUUUGGUUUGCGGUCCAAGUCAAAUAACGCCUCCCGUGUGCGUUGGAUGCUUACAAAAAAUCGAAGAGAAACGUCACACGGAAUGUGAAAGAUGUGGUUGGCUCGUUUGUCGUCGCGAAUGUCAAGAUCUUCCAGGUCACAAGGCAGAAUGUGAGCUGACUGUCGCUCGCGGUGAAAAAGUUUCAGUUUUCAAGUAUUUUGAAGCGCCGCAUCCAACAUAUCAAUGUCUCGCCGUUGUUCGAGCACUUUUGUUAAGAGAUAGUGCACCCGAAAAAUACGAAAAAUUGCUGAAACUUGAGUCGCACGACAAGGAACGCAAAGAGACGGAACAAUGGGAGCUCGAUUCGAAACAUAUUGCGGAUUUUAUUAAGAGAUUUUUCCGAUGUGAGUCGCGCUGGAGUACCGAUGAGAUUUUAAAAGUUGUUGGUAUCCUCCAAGUAAAUGGGCAUGAAGUGCCUUUAACUGUCCCCGGGCACAUUGCCGUUUAUAAUCUCGCGUCGCUAAUCGAGCAUUCAUGUCGCAAUAACGUCGCAAAGUCCUUUACAAAACACGGCGACAUCAUUUUCUGGGCCCCAAAUCCCAUUAAGCGGGGCGAACGGCUCAGUAUCUGCUAUUCGGAUACAAUGUGGGGCACAAAUGCCCGUCAAGCACAUUUGAAACAAACGAAAUUUUUCGUGUGUAACUGCGAAAGAUGCGAAGAUGUCACGGAACUGGGCACGAAUUUCAGUGCAUUGCGGUGCAUCGGGAAUGCGGCAUGCGACGGACUCAUCUUACCAGAAAAGCAUAUGAGGAUGAUGAAGACCAAUAAUGGUUCAUUUGAUGACAGGUGCGGCAAAUGCGGCGCGUCUUACGACUUUAAGGAAGUUGCGCAGAUUUUGGCGGAAGCGACGGCGGAUUUGGCGCGUCUCGGAAAGGCAAAUGACGAAACGUGCAUCGAUUUUAUCGAGAAAUACUCGAAAAAAUUGUCGAAAAAUCAUUAUUUAUUGACGGAAGUACGGAUCAGCUUGGCACAGGUCAUCGGGCAAAAUGGACAAAUGCAACGAAUAACGGACAGCAAGUUAUUCCUGAAACUUGAAACUGCGAAAAAUUUGAUAGAAUUGAUCAGUAAUUUAGCGCCAGCUGAAUCACGUCUUUUGGGCGUCUUACACUUUGAAGCUCACUCAGCAUUGGCAGAAAUCGCACGACGCGGAGCAGCAAAGAAAAAUCCAAACUUCAAAGGAGCUUAUGAAGAAUCAUAUCAUCAUGCCGAGCAAGCAAUCAAAUACUUGAAACACGAACCUUCAGUGCUGCCCGAAGGAAGAGUUUUGAAACAGGCGAAAAUCAAUGCGGAAUCCCUGAAAAUUAUGUUACUCCAAAUGGCUUAAAUUAUUAUUUUUUUUGUGUGAUAUUUAUUGUUAAUUUUUUUUUUCAUUUUUCCCUCAAAAAAGACCUGAAAAAAAAUAAAUUAUUCAUCAAUAAAUAAAAAUUACCUCGAAAUACGCAAUAAACAGCUAACAAGCUCAAACAAAUGUUCUAAUAAAUUGUUCAAUGUAUUGAAUUACCGCAUAUUUUCACGCACAUUGACACAUGCCGGAGCCCACACCGACAAAAUUCAAUAAUUCAUGUCGCUUUUUUCGCAAUAAAAAAAGACCCCGUGCAGAGAGGAAACUUUUUCACGCACAUUUUUGUCUUUCUCGCAUUUUUAAAGCAACACGGA
Culicoides brevitarsis is the source of this 2455-nucleotide messenger RNA. RefSeq names its product SET domain-containing protein SmydA-8-like. Lineage: Eukaryota; Metazoa; Arthropoda; Insecta; Diptera; Ceratopogonidae. The transcript has 8 exons. Gene Ontology annotation, molecular function: protein binding. The coding region runs from base 522 to 2123 and encodes 533 amino acids. The record is from RefSeq and is a predicted model, not a curated record.